Rubroshorea leprosula is the source of this 1091-nucleotide messenger RNA. Lineage: Eukaryota; Viridiplantae; Streptophyta; Magnoliopsida; Malvales; Dipterocarpaceae. The record is from the annotation of a GenBank genome assembly.
AAGAUUUCUUCAAUAAGAUGUUGUUUAAAUAUGAAAUAAGGGCAGAUUUGGUGUGUACCUUGUGUUUCAUUUAGCUUUGGCCAAACAAUUUGCAGGAUAAUUUGCACCAUUUUUCACAAAACGGGUCAUCUUCUCCACACCUAACAUCUAGCCAAGAAAAGAAAAAUGCUUCAAUACCCAGAAAUAUUUUUAAGGGAAAAAGGAGGACAAUUAUAAAGUCAUGUUUAUCUUAAGAAGAGAAUUCAUACCUAACAAUAUGAGAUAAGACUAUGAUUUUUCCCCAAAGUCUUGCCUCUGACUAUUCUACAUAUAGAAGGCCAAAACAAAAAAACAAAAAAAAACAAAAGAAAAAGAAAUCUAAAUAUAGAAUACCUUCAUAUCACAGUUUUUGGGGUAGCCAUUUACAUACCUGUCUGUCGCAGAAAUCCAAAAUAUCUCCUCCAAACCAAUUCAAUGUUGAAGCCACAGGCUCACCAGUCGCACUCCAUCAAGAUCUUGUUUCCAUUGCAGAAGCCCUUCCUCAGCGGCACUUCUGCUCCCUCUCCUCUUGUUAACUCAAAUUCUUCCUUUAACAGAACAAAGAAGAAGAAUGUUAAGCUUGGCUCUGUUCUUACUAGCAUCAAAGCAGUAGCAGGAAAUGCUACUGAGAAGGCUGUUAUUGUGAAAGCUGUUGUUACUGUUAAGCAAACUACCGGCAGUGUUCUCUCAAAUAUUGGGAUAGAAGGAGGGUUAGACCUUGUCAAGGACUUGUUUGGUAAAACUCUGCUCUUGGAGCUUGUUAGCACUGAGCUUGACCCAAAGACUGGAUCAGAGAAGAGUACAAUAAAAGGAAAUGCACGACAAGUGAGCAAGGAGGGUGAGGAUGUCAAGUAUGAAGCAGAGUUUAAAGUUCCAACAGGUUUUGGAGACAUUGGUGCCGUUCUGGUUGAGAAUGAGCACCAUAAAGAGAUGUUUUUUGAGAGCAUAGUCCUAGAUGGUUUGCCAAAAGGGCUGGUUACCGUGAAUUGUGGUUCUUGGGUUCAUUCCAAGUAUGAUAAUCCUCAGAAGAGGGUCUUCUUCACCAAUAAGAACGCAUAAUCAAAAGCUAUUGA